This is a messenger RNA of Bufo gargarizans (Asiatic toad), 4105 nucleotides long. It is a transcript of the gene ZNF770, whose product is annotated as zinc finger protein 770. The transcript has a single exon. The record is from RefSeq and is a predicted model, not a curated record. Gene Ontology annotation, biological process: negative regulation of transcription by RNA polymerase II. The coding region runs from base 307 to 2277 and encodes 656 amino acids. Lineage: Eukaryota; Metazoa; Chordata; Amphibia; Anura; Bufonidae. Gene Ontology annotation, molecular function: DNA-binding transcription repressor activity, RNA polymerase II-specific.
GAAGGUCCUGCAGCUGACUAGGGAAUAACAUCUCCGGGCGCUGGGUUAUGGAGUGUAUGGGCUCCCCAGAGGUCCAGGUCACGUGAAGAGGACCUGCUCAACGCCCCCACCCCAAGGAGUCCUCAGCCGGGCACCUGCAGAGCAGUGUGUGGGGGAGGUCCAAGGAUACAGGACAUAGGAGCCCCUCUGACAGAUGAGUCAGGAGACGUCCAGUAAAUGGAGCCUCCUCACUAGGACCCAUGUGAGGCUCUAGCCCCCAUCCCUGGAGCCAUGUAAGACCAAGCAGGAAGGCUACUGCCAGAGAAGAUGCUUAAGAGCCAGCAGUACAGGAAUCUCAAGAAAGCCCCAAGGAGGAGGCCAUAUUGCUGCGAUGCUUGCCCCAAGCAAUUUGAAACUCCUUCUAAACUGGCAAGACAUUACCUGACCCAUACCGGCCAGAAGCCCUUUCCAUGCCUGGACUGCAGUAAGACGUUCCGCCAGUUAGUGCACCUAGAACGACACAUGGUGACCCACAGGCUCCCUUUCCAAUGCAAUAUCUGUCUCCGCCACUUUAAAAAUUCAGAGACGUUUCUCAGGCACCAGCAGCUGCAUCAUUCGGGCCCCGUAAAGGAAGUGAGGUUGUCCAAGAGACCUUCCAGGCCUGUUCAGAAGAGCUCCUUCUCUGGACCGCUCUAUUGCUUUGGUUGCCAGAAAACAUUUGCGAGCGAAGAAAAGCGUUUGCUUCAUCACUGUGAUCUUAUGAACGUCACCAUGGUUAAAAGAAGCCAACCGCGGCGAUGCGAGUUCUGUUAUAAGAUGUUUCCUUCUCGCUCCAAGCUGGAGAGGCACUUAAUGAUCCACACAGGCCAGAAACCAUUCACCUGUGCACUUUGUGGGAAAGCCUUUAGACAGAAAACACACCUGAAAAUCCAUCAGCUCACUCACUCUCAUGAGAAACCCUACCAGUGCAAUCAAUGUGAGAAGUCCUUCAAGAUACCAGAGAAGCUUCUCAAACACCAAGAGAUGCACACAAACCCCUCAUUUGUCCACAGCCAGGAGAAGGGUCCCAGAACCGAACCUUUGGAAGUGAAGCAGGAGGAAGACGAGGGCCUCUGCAUAUUUCUUAUUCCUUUCCAGUGUUCCUCUUGUGGACAGCACUUUGAGGACAAGGACAUUCUGGACAGCCAUGAAUGUUUCAUAAAAACAGUUGUUUCUGAAAGUGUGAAUUCAGCCAGAAGACCUUCUAGUAGAGGAUUUGUCAAGAAAACAAACCUUCGUGAAUAUUACAUGGAUGGAGAUGUUCAUCCAAAUGUUUCAUAUCCAGCUGGGAGAUUUUUUCAAGCAGAGCACCUGGAGGAAUCCGAUCAUGUGGGCACCAAUGAAACAGAAACUCCACAGCUUGGUGUCCCUAAGGAACUGUUUAGGAAAGGGAAACCACGGGGGAAAAGUUUUAGGCAUUGUCAGGGAGACAUGGAAAUAUAUUUCCAACACCAACCGCUUAGGAUGAACUUCCCCGAAGUGCUGGAAAACCAGAAUGGUGAAACUAUUUGUGCUACAUUUCAUACUUAUAACCAAGGUCAACAUGGACAGGAGAGUCACUCGCUUCACCAAUUUCUUCAAGGAGCACAGGGCAUCUUGCUUCAAAGACACAAAAUGGCUAAAUGUGACCAGUGCAAUAAGACGUUCCCUUCCAAGUCUAAGUUACGCAGACAUUACCUCAUCCACACGGGGCAAAAGCCUUUCACAUGCACUGAAUGCGGGAAGACAUUUCGCCAGUCUUCUCACCUAAAACGCCACCUAGAAACUCAUGUCCAAAAAGUUCCUGUACUCAGAUCACCGGAGGGGCUGGAAGAGUGUUAUUCCACGUUUUGUCAGCAGCAGGCCGCUAGUUUCCCCUUGUCCCAGAAUUGUUACGACUCUGCGGUAAACACUGAAGAACUUGAUCAAGUAACAUCUUUUGUGGUUUCCGAUAUAAAAGUAGAAAGCGAAUCCAUGGAGUUGUCUCCUGGGGGUCAAACACGAGGAAUGCGUAAGCAGGCAAGGAUCAGUGUAUCUAAGAAGCGCAGUGCAAAAUCCCAUCAGGACCCUCCCCUGAAGAAAGUGAGGACUCGCGCUGUCCCGAAGAACUACAAGUGCAGCGUGUGCACCAAAACCUUCCUUUCCCCUUCCAAACUUGAGCGUCACUAUCUAAUGCAUGCUGGUCAAAAACCCUUUGAAUGUACGGAGUGUGGUAAAUCUUUCCGUCAGGAUCCUCACCUGAAACGGCACAUGCAGACUCAUAUUCGAAUGAAGAAGUAAACUGAAGAUGGUGGCAUCUCUCAGAGGACAUGUCCUCAUGUAGAGGGUUGUUUUUUUUUUUUGACAAUAACUAAAUUACACUUUAUUGCUUUGAGAGAAAAAAAAUUGUGGCCAGAAAAAAACUGUCCUUGUCCAGCAACCAAUCACAGUGCAGCUUCUGUUUUUCCUUAGAGGUUGAAGCUGAGUUCUGAUUGGCUGCUAAGGACGAGAACGCCAACACUUUGUGUCUGACAGUGUUGAUAAAUAUGGUUCAUUGUGUUUAUUGGUCUACUCACUGGUUAUAUAGCAAAAACUUAAAAAUUAAUAAGAUUACGGUGUAUUUCUGUUAAGGCUCUUGCACACGACCAUAGUAUUUUUUGCGGUCUGCAAAUUGCAGACCUGAAAAAGGCGGAAACCAGACGUGUGCGUUCCGCAUUUUGCACAACGGAACGUCCGACCCAUAAUAGAACAGUCCUAUCCUUGUCCGUAAUACGGACAGGAAUAGGACGUUCUAUAUUUUUGUGGAUGCUGUGGAACGGACAUGCGGACAGUACACAAGUGAAUGGGUCCACAUCCGACCCACGAAAAAUACGGAUCGGGUGCGGACCAAAAAUAUGUUUGCGUGGAUGAGCCCUUAUUGUAUUAUUUUGUGUGUUACACUGUGUAUUUCUAAGGCUUCGCUCUCAUCUCCGGCAGAGGAACAGACCACUGGAGUUACCGUAUCUGGCACUGCUGGAUCCCUAUUCACUUUCUGCCGGAAAUUACCGCUGCAUGCAUAGAUUGGCAAAACUGAGAUGUGAACGAAGCCUUAGAAUCUUUAGAUGUUCUGUUACCUUAUCUUUAUUGUGGAUGUAUUUUUGAUGUGAUUCUUGGGAAACUAAAGCACGUCUUAAAAAUAUAUGGGCAUAUACACUGAAAAAUGGAGGUGCCGAGUGGUCAAUCGGUGAACCUGAGCGGGGGUUCAUAUGCUGUAUGUCCAUAUAUUUAGUGCCGCAAAAGUGAGCUGAUCCUGUAAGAGUAGGAGAUCCUUUUGUUGGCAAAGGUUUGUCUGCUAUUGGUUCUGUUAACCCUAAGAUACUGGCCGCUGUUUAGUGUGUCCACUAUAUGAUGGUUUGGUAGAGUUUUCUACGCCAGUCUUUCUUUCAAAAAUACUGGAACCCUGUGCAAAGUCAAAACUGUAAUGUGAACAGAGCCUAAUGUGAAUUUUGCUGGCAUCUGCCCACAUUUUUGGCAUGAGAUAUACUGGACUUAAAGGGGUCGUCUCACUUCAGCAAAUGGCAUUUAAACUUAAUCCCAGACACUCACUAAUGUAUUGUGAUUGCCCAUAUUGCCACCUUUGCUGGCUGGAUUCAUUUUUCCAUCACAUUAUACACUGCUUGUAUCCAGGAGUUACGACCACCCUACAAUCCAGCAGCAGUGGUCGUGUUUGCACAGUAUAGGAAAAAGCGUCUGCCUCUCUGGUGGCCAGGACCACAGGAAUGUGCAUAGCCAUGCAUGCGCUGCAGCUCCUGUCCCUUGUAUCUGCGCUGCAGAGUGGUUGUAACCUCUGGAAAUGAGCAGAGUAUAAUGUAAUGAAUCCAGCCAGCAAAGGAGGCAAUAUGGACAAUCACAAUACAUUAGUAAGUGCCUGGUAUUAACCUUCUCUACAUGAUAAAUGCCAUUCACAGAAGUGAGACACCCCCUUUAAAUACAGCUGUGUGAAUGAACUCUAGGUUUAUAGAAGCUGUGAUUUUUUUUUUUUCUUUUCUCUUUUGGUAUCAAAACUGCUGUAUUUUGUUUAUUUUAUUAAUAUAACUUAUAAAUCUUCUGUAUUUAAUUUAGCUAUAACCUCUGCCAGUCCUCUAUAAAG